AUGUACAGUAACUGCAGUGUGGUGCUGCAAAAUCUGGAGAUCACUCAUAUGCAACAGAACCAUGACCUCACUUUCCUUAGGAGCAUCGAAGAAGUUGGUGGGUAUGUCCUCAUAGCAGUCAAUUAUGUGAAUGUAAUACCCUUGGAAAACCUCCGUCUGAUCCGGGGACACACCCUUUAUGAAAAAAAAUUUGCCCUGACUGUGAUUGCCAACUAUGACAAAAACAACUCUUCUAUUAACCCCGACAUCACCGACGGAUUGAGGAAUCUCCCUCUACGCAGUUUAAGGGAGAUUAUAAAAGGAGGAGUAAAGAUUGCCUAUAACCGGAUGCUUUGCAACAUAGAGACGGUUCAAUGGCAGGACAUUGUGAGUGAGAAGAGAAGCAGUAUGCAAAUAAUAUCAGGAGGCACUGACUCUCAAUGUACGAAAUGUGACACAGCUUGCUAUAAUGGAUCGUGUUGGGCACCAGGACCAGAAAACUGCCAGAUCUUGACCAGGCUUAACUGUGCAGAGCAAUGUACACAUAGAUGCAAAGGACCUAAGCCCAUAGACUGCUGUAAUGUACAUUGUGCUGUUGGUUGCACUGGACCAAGACCUACAGACUGCCUGGCCUGCAGAGAUUUCAGCGAUGACGGAAUAUGCAAAGAUGCAUGUCCCCGUCUCAUGUUAUAUAAUCCAAACACUCACCAGCUUGAAGUAAAUCCAGAGGGGAAAUUCAGCUUUGGAGCCACCUGCGUAAAAAGCUGCCCUUACAACUACAUAAUGACAGAUCAUGGGGCUUGUGUCCGCACAUGUACUGAAAACACACAAGAAAUAGAGGAGAAUGGAAUUAGAAAAUGCAAAAGUUGUAAUGGACCGUGUCCAAAAGUUUGCAAUGGACUUGGAAUGGGAGAACUUGAUGGUGUCAUCUCAGUCAAUGCAACUAACAUCGACACCUUCAAGAACUGCACUAAAAUAAAUGGACACAUCUCAAUAAUGGUACCUACAUUUCAUGGUGAUCGCUAUACAAAUACACCUGCAAUGGAUCCUGAAAAACUGGACUAUUUCAAGACAGUGAAGGAAAUUACAGGGUUUCUAGUGAUACAGUCUUGGCCAGAAAACCUCAACUCACUGAGUCCAUUUGAAAAUCUUGAGAUCAUCAGAGGCAGAACCAAGCUACAGGCCAGAGUUAGUUUUGCCGUCUUGAACAUCCCCCAUUUAGAAUACCUUGGACUGCAGUCUCUGAAGGAGAUCAGCGAUGGUGAUGUGGUCAUAAAGAACAACUUUCGGCUAUGCUAUGUUGAUGGCAACCAAUGGCAGACACUCUUUAGAUCUGACCAACAGAGCAUAUACAUUAAAACCAAUAAACCUGCCAGUACAUGUGAGUUACAGAAUCAUACCUGCAAUGCAAUGUGUACCGAGGAAGGCUGCUGGGGUCCAGGAGCCUCCAUGUGCUUCUUCUGCCAGUACGUCAGCCGUAGGGGCCGCUGUGUGAGUGCGUGCAGUCUGCUGGAAGGAACACCUCGUGAGUUCAUGUCCAACAACAUGUGUUUUGAUUGUGACCAAGAGUGCAAGAUCCUCAAUGGAACCCCAAGUUGUUAUGGACCAGGAGCUGAUCAGUGUACCGAAUGUGCCCACUUUAAAGACAGAUUCACCUGUGUUCCCAGCUGUGCCCAACGUGUACAUGGCUUCAAUAACACACUCAUCUGGACUUACACUGACAAGAAUAGACAAUGUCAGCGUUGUCAUCCAGACUGCAUUCAAGGGUGUAGUGGGCCUGGACUGAAGGCAUGUCAUACACAAAGCUCCCAUGUGUCCCUGGCUGCAUUAGGCAUAGUAGGUGGGCUCCUUCUUAUGGUGUUGCUUGUCCUUUCCAUCUUCAUCCUGUUGCACCGAAGACGCAUCCGUAAAAAGAGGGCACUGCGUCGCCUACUGCAGGAGAGAGAGCUGGUGGAACCUUUGACUCCAAGUGGCAAGGCACCAAAUCAGGCCCUCCUUCGUAUCCUCAAAGAGUCGGAGUUUACGAAAGUCAAAGUUCUGGGAUCUGGGGCCUUUGGCACUGUCUUUAAGGGCUUGUGGAUUCCGGAGGGGCAGGAUGUAAAGAUUCCUGUAGCUAUUAAAGUUCUGAGAGAAGUCACUUCUCCGAAAGCUAACAAGGAUAUUUUGGAUGAAGCCUACGUUAUGGCUAGUGUGGACCAUCCACAUGUAUGUCGUCUGUUGGGAAUAUGCCUAACAUCUACAGUACAACUUAUAACCCAGAUUAUGCCUUUUGGGUGCCUACUGGAUUAUGUCAGAGAAAAUAAAAACAAUAUUGGUUCACAGACUUUACUCAACUGGUGUGUACAGAUUGCCAAGGGCAUGAAUUACUUAGAGGAGCAUCAUCUUGUGCAUCGUGACUUAGCAGCCAGGAAUGUGCUGGUGAAGAAUCCCAGUCAUGUGAAAAUCACAGACUUUGGCUUAGCCAAGCUGCUCACUGCUGAUGAGAAACAGUACCAUGCAAAUGGAGGAAAGGUGCCUAUAAAGUGGAUGGCUCUUGAAUCCAUCCUUCACUGGACAUACACACAUCAGAGUGAUGUGUGGAGUUAUGGGGUAACUGUGUGGGAACUCAUGACAUUUGGAUCAAAACCAUAUGAUGAAAUCCCAGCAAGUGAAAUCGCAAAUGUAUUGGAGAACGGAGAACGUUUACCACAGCCAUUGAUAUGCACUCUAGAUGUCUACAUGAUCAUGGUCAAAUGUUGGAUGAUCAAUGCUGACAGCAGACCUCACUUUCGCGAGCUCAUCACAGAGUUCUCCAGAAUGGCUAGAGAUCCAUCUCGUUACCUGAUCAUCCAGGGAGAUGAACAGAUGCAUCUGUCCAAUCCCACACUGGAUACUCAGUUCUACCGCAACCUGCUUGGUUUAGAGGAUAUGGAGGAUGUGGUUGAUGCUGAGGAGUACCUGCUGCCAUCUAAACUUGUCCUUAGCAACCUACAAACACCACAAUCACAGCAUCACAAUUCAUCUGGCUGCAUACAAAUGUCUGAGAACAGAGUGCCUCUGCGCUACAUCACUGAUCCAAUAGACUGCUUUCUGGACCAUCUGCCCCCAGAGUAUGUAAACCAGAACGUGAUCACACACAGUGAUUUGGUGAACCAGAACGUAAUCAGACACCAUGAUUUGGUGAACCAAAACUAUGAGAACACCAUUCCAAAGGGAGAAUAUAUUGGACCAUCUGGCAGCAAUAAACCAGAGCAGUUCCUAGGCAACUUGCGGAAUACGCUCAAGUCCACUGGUGCCAGUCUGGACAAUCCAGAAUACCAAGAGGACUUUUCCCCCAGCCAAAACUCUGACGGCGUCUUCCUACCUACAGCAACCCAAUUAGGGUAUCUAGGUUAA
This is a messenger RNA of Electrophorus electricus (electric eel), 3354 nucleotides long. The record is from RefSeq and is a predicted model, not a curated record. Lineage: Eukaryota; Metazoa; Chordata; Actinopteri; Gymnotiformes; Gymnotidae.